AUUGCCACCUUCAUUUCAUUAUUCAUUCCAAGAGUAGAUGCUUCCAAUGACCUCCUAUAUAAACACCUAAUGUCCCUCUCACUGAACACACACACAUUCAUAUUUCAAAGCCUCUAGCAUUUGAUUCUUAGAAACAUUCCUACUUCUUAUCACAUAGUUAAUUUUCUGCAUUUUGUCCUUGUUCUUAUUUUUGUUUUUAUAUUUGGUUACUGAGCACGUGUUUCUCGUACAUUCUUUUUGUUGUUGUUGUUGUGAUCAUGGCUGGCAAUUCCGUCUACCAUCAAGUCCCUACGACUGAAGAGCAUUGUCAAAGUAUCUCGGUUUUGGUGGUGGAGGCCGAGGUGAAGAUCUUGCCGGAACUGAAAAUAGAGUGCCAUGAAGAGAAGAAAGGAAGCCAUUGUAGCAGUUCCUCUGAUGAAGAGUGUGUUCAUGAAAAGAAGACACAUGAAUUGAAGAAAAAGAUAGAAGAAGAGAAGGAUAAAAUAACAGAAAAAGUUCACGAGGGCAAAUACAAAGUAGAAGAAUUCAAGGAGACUAUCGACUGUUUGGUAGAAGAUGAAAAGGAGAAAACUGAGAAAAAAAUAGAAAAAAUCAAGGAAAAGUUACAUGACAAGGUAGACGAAGUCAAGUACAAAACAGGAGAAUUGAAGGAAAAGAUCGAGUGUGAAGUGGAAGAGGCCAAAGAGGAAGCCAACGAUAAAAUAUACGAGACCAAGUACAAAAGUGAACAACACAAGGAAAUACUUAAGGAAGAAGUUAAGGAGAUUAAGUACAAAAUAGAAGAACUCAAGGGGAAGGUCGAGUGUAAAGUAGAAGAGGAAAAAGAAAAAAUCAAGGAGAAAAUUGAAGAAGUCAAAGAAAAGAUCAAGGAGAAAGAGGAGGAGCAUGAGUACAAAAAAGAAAAACUCAAGGAAAAGAUUAAGUGUGAAGUAGAAGAUGUCAAAGAAAAUAUCAAGGAAAAAGAAUAUGAGGUCGAAUAUAAAAAAGCCGAGCUUAAGGAAAAACUCAAGAAAGAAGCACACGAGGCCAAGUACCAAUUUGAAGAACUCAAGGAGAAGAUUGAGUGUAAAGUAGAAGAGGAAAAGGAGAAAAUUGAGGAGAAACUACAAGAAUUUAAAGAAAAUAUUGAGUACAAAGUGGAGGAGGGCGAGUACAAAAAAGAGCAACUCAAGGAAAAGAUCAAGUGCGAAGUAGGAGAGGUCAAAGAAAAAAUCAAGGAAAAAGAAUAUGAGGCCGAGUAUAAAAUAGACGAGCUCAAAGAAAAGCUCAAGAAAGAAGCACAUGAGGCCAAGUACAAAAUUGAAGAAUUUAAAGAGAAGGUCGAGUGUAAACUAGAAGAGGAAAAGGAGAAAACUGAAGAGAAAAUAGAAGAAAUUAAAGAAAAAAUCGAGUACAAAGUCGAGGAGGGUGAGCACAAAAAAGAGCAACUCAAGGAAAAGAUAAGGUGCGAAGUAGAAGAGGCCAAAGAAAAAAUCAAGGCAAAAGAAUAUGAGUCCGAGCAUAAAAUAGACGAGCUCAAGAGAGAAGCACAUGAGGCCAAGUACAAAAUUGAAGAAUUUAAAGAGAAGGUCGAGUGUAAACUAGAAGAGGAAAAGGAGGAAAUUGAAGAGAAAAUAAAAGAAAUUGAAGAAAAAAUUGAGUACAAAGUCGAGGAGGGUGAGUACAAAAAAGAGCAAUUCAAGGAAAAGAUCAAGUGCGAAGUAGAAGAGGUGAAAGAAAAAAUCAAGGAAAAUGAAUAUGAGGCCGAGUAUAAAAUAGACGGGCUCAAGGAAAAGCUUAAGAAAGAAGCACAUGAGGCCAAGUACAAAUUGGAAGAAUUCAAAGAGAAGAUUGAGUGUAAAGUAGAAGAGGAAAAGGAGAAAAUAGAAGAACUCAAAGAAAACAUAGAAUGCAAAAUAGAAGAGGAUAAAGAAAACAUCAAAGAGAAGAUAGAAGAAUUCAAGGAAAAUAUCGAUUACAAAAAGGAAGAGCUUAAGGAAAAGCUUGAAGGGGAGAAAAUGAAAAUCGAAAAGAAAUUUAAAGAGCAUCACGCAAAGGAAGAAGAGGAAAAAGAAAAGAAAGCACUUGAGAAGAUCAAGAAGCACGAGGAAGAAACAUAUAUCCCUGUAAAGCAAUACGAGGAAGUUAUUGUUCUCCUCGCGGAACCAAGUUGUGACCCAAAAGAGGAAAAGGUUUUCGUUGAGGAAAUCAAAGAGGAUUGUAUCGUUGCUCCAUCACCAAACCUAGUAGUAUCACAUAACGUGCAUGUCACUGUUGAAGUUGAACAUAAGGAAAAGAAUGGUGUCUUUGAAAAAUUUAAGGAGAAGCUUCAUGGGCAUUAUCACGAGUGAAGGAAAAAAGGUGUGUUACUGAAAGGAAAAACAUUUUUUUGUUUGAUUGUUUGGUUUGUUGAUUGUGUUGUG
This is a messenger RNA of Helianthus annuus (common sunflower), 2402 nucleotides long. RefSeq names its product golgin subfamily A member 6-like protein 22. The transcript is spliced from 2 exons. The record is from RefSeq and is a predicted model, not a curated record. NCBI's taxonomy places the organism in Eukaryota, Viridiplantae, Streptophyta, Magnoliopsida, Asterales, Asteraceae. The coding region runs from base 258 to 2330 and encodes 690 amino acids.